AUGGUGAAGGCUUUCUUUUAUGGAACCCGUCCAUCCAGAAGUUCAAGAGGAUCCCCUCGUCGCCAUAUAGUAUUCACGGCCAUGAAGACAGCUAUGGUGGAUUCGGAUCAUGAAAGGAUGAUAAUUCUAACCCUUGAUCUCGCAAGCGAGGACUUAACCGAGCUUCCUAUACCCUUCCAUAUGUUUCCUGAUUUGAUUUCUCUCAAAUCAGGCACAUCUGAUUUGGCUGAUUUGAUUUCUUUAGUAGUGAUGGGAGGGAGGACUCCAGCCGUCUUAUCGGGACGUGAAAACCGAUAA
Molecule: messenger RNA, 297 nt
Organism: Prunus armeniaca (apricot)
Lineage: Eukaryota; Viridiplantae; Streptophyta; Magnoliopsida; Rosales; Rosaceae
Source: the annotation of a GenBank genome assembly